This is a messenger RNA of Nycticebus coucang (slow loris), 4069 nucleotides long. It is a transcript of the gene SLC16A12, whose product is annotated as solute carrier family 16 member 12. Gene Ontology annotation, biological process: monocarboxylic acid transport; transmembrane transport. The transcript is spliced from 8 exons. The record is from RefSeq and is a predicted model, not a curated record. The coding region runs from base 897 to 2357 and encodes 486 amino acids. Lineage: Eukaryota; Metazoa; Chordata; Mammalia; Primates; Lorisidae. Gene Ontology annotation, molecular function: monocarboxylic acid transmembrane transporter activity.
AGUCUAUUUUGAAAACACCCCGAGGCUUGGCAAAUGUUGCCAGUAACUUCCUUGUGUCCUUCUUAAAUUUUCCAAAAGGUCUAAUAAUUCAUUUUGAAAUUUUCGUGUACAUCCUAACCACCAGGGAAUCUGGUCGAAAACGCAGAUUCUGACGUUGAGGCUCUGCGGUUAGACCUGAGAUUCUGCGCGUUUAACCAGCUCCCAGCCAUGACGUGACUGUCAGUCCAUGAGCCAAUCUUGGAGUAGUAGCCAGGAUGUCCACUCCAGGAAGCUGAAGUGAGACCUUGUCAGUCUCUUUAGUAAAGAGAGAGCUUUACAGAAAGGUUAGCCUGUCUUAGGUGGGGCUUGGCGACUCAGGCAGCUUCUUUAGGCUCUAAGGGCAAUCUUUGAGGAAGUGGGUUAUUUCUCUGCGCUGGCACCUCACUCAUUUCGUCCUCAGCAUCAACAUGAAAUGGGCGCUAUUAUUAUUCUGUAUUUCACAGGUGAAAGUGGGGCUCACAGAGGUAAGUAAAUCGCCCAAGGCUAGGAGCUUUGCAGGAGAGUUGCACGCAGAUCCACAUGACUGCGAGAGAGACAAAGCUUUCAACCAGCAACCUGCCGCUUGAGUUUCCGGGAAGGAGCGGCUGGCAGGGUCCAGAUCCCUGCCAGAUACACCUUAAGAAGUGCUUGUAGCUCCGAAUGGAGUUUGAAGACAAGCCAGAAAGCCCGUUGAACUAGGGGUCUGUCAAAGAGCAGGUGGGAAGCAAGGCUGAUGUCCCAUGAUGGCCAGUAACCCAUGUGCCAGGUAGCAUUCUAUGCCGACCUUGAAGGCCACCAGGAAGUCACUGGACAGAAAACUCUUCCAAGAUUAAACUUGGCUGUUGGAGCAACCUGGAAAAGAAGAAAAAAGCAAAACCAUGGCAAAAGUAAACAGAGCUCGGCCGGCCUCCCCUCCAGAUGGCGGCUGGGGCUGGAUGAUCGUGGCUGGCUGUUUCCUGGUCACCAUCUGCACCCGGGCAGUCACCAGAUGUAUCUCAAUUUUUUUUGUGGAGUUCCAGACAUACUUUGCUCAGGAUUAUGCACAAACAGCCUGGAUCCAUUCCAUCAUAGACUGUGUGACCAUGCUGUGUGCUCCACUCGGGAGUGUUGUGAGUAACCACUUAUCCUGCCAAGUGGGAAUCAUGCUGGGUGGCUUGCUUGCGUCUACUGGUCUCAUCCUGGGCUCAUUUGCCACCAGUCUGAAGCAUCUCUACCUCACUCUGGGCGUUCUUACAGGUCUCGGAUUUGCACUUUGUUACUCUCCAGCUAUUGCCAUGGUUGGCAAGUAUUUCAGCAAACGGAAAGCCCUUGCUUAUGGGAUCGCCAUGUCGGGAAGCGGUAUUGGCACCUUCAUCCUGGCUCCUGUGGUUCAGCUCCUCAUUGAGCAGUUCUCCUGGAGGGGAGCAUUACUCAUUCUUGGGGGCUUCGUUUUGAAUCUCUGUGUUUGUGGUGCCUUGAUGCGGCCAAUUACUCUUAAAGAGGACCGGACGACACCAGAGCUGAACCACGUCUGUACAACUCAGAGCGAAGACUUUGAGCGGCCUUCUCCCUAUUCACCUCUGACCAAAAACUGGACACAGACUUGCCUCUGCUGCUCUUUGCAGCAGGAGUACAGUUUUCUACUCGUGUCAGACUUCGUUGUGUUAGCCAUCUCUGUUCUGUUCAUGGCUUACGGCUGCAGCCCUCUCUUUGUGUACUUGGUGCCUUAUGCUUUGAGUGUUGGAGUGAGUCACCAGCAAGCUGCUUUCCUUAUGUCCAUUCUGGGGGUAAUUGACAUUAUUGGCAAUAUCACAUUUGGAUGGCUGACCGACAGAAGGUGUCUGAAGAAUUACCGGUAUGUGUGCUACCUCUUUGCCGUGGGAAUGGAUGGGCUCUGCUAUCUCUGCCUUCCAAUGCUUCAAAGUCUCCCGCUGCUUGUGCCUUUCUCUUGUACCUUUGGCUACUUUGAUGGUGCCUAUGUGACCCUGAUCCCAGUAGUGACUGCAGAGAUGGUGGGGACUGCCUCUUUGUCGUCUGCACUCGGUGUGGUGUACUUCCUUCACGCAGUGCCGUACUUGGUGAGCCCACCCAUCGCAGGGUGGCUGGUAGAUACCACUGGCAGCUACACGGCAGCGUUCCUUCUCUGUGGAUUUUCAAUGGUAUUUAGUUCUGUGCUGCUUGGCUUUGCUAGACUUGUAAAGAGGAUGAAAACAACCCAGCUGCAGUUUCUUGCCAAAGAAUCUGACCCUAAGCUGCAGUUGUGGACCAAUGGAUCAAUGGCUUAUUCUGUAACAAGAGAAUUAGACCAGAAAGAUGGGGAAUCUAUGGCUACAGCAGUGCCUGGUUACCACCCCACCUGACCAAUGGCCUUGAGCCUGGGAAUCUUCAGUGUUGAUCAAAGUGGGGCCACAUGAUUACUCAUGUUUCUGAAGCAUUUUAUUUUGGCAGAGCAUUGCCUUCCAAGGACAUUAUUACUGUUGUUUUAUUAACAUAUUUAUAAGGGAAAAUAGAGAAUAAUAAAGAAAGGUGGUCUAGCCCAGAGUUUGCUCAUUUGGGGUUUGUACUCAGAAUUGAGCUUACAUCUUUUGGGCAAUGAGCAUUGCUCCAUGGGGAAUGUAAGAACACUACUGAUGUAAUCAGCUGUAAUGAGGUGUAAUUUCCAGGCAUAACUAAACCAAAUGACACUGGGCAGCAGCUUUGUCCCAAAGUCUCUGUCCCUACACACCCCCCAGUUAGAAGGUGAACGAAAACACUGACAUGUAGGUUUGCUUACAUGGGUCAUUAUGAAAGUUUUGAGAUACACAAAAAUUCAGAAGUGUACUAUCCACACAGAUGGAAACGAAUGAAGCCCUCCCAGCAACACUAAUAAGCCAAGCAAAAUUUGCAUGGGUGAAUGAGAAAGGACAAUGUUGACUGUGUGUUUCUUGGAAGGGAAAAAAUGGCCCAUAACAAAGUCUAUCUCAAAACUUUGGUAGUGAACUGUGUAUCUUUUGCUUUUUGGGGGGGAGGGGCAGUGGUCAGCUUGGGUAUGACAGUGGAGAGUGAAGAUGUGAAGUCUUUUUCAUAGUGGACUUCCUCAUUAGUGUUUUGGGUGGGGUUGUUAAGGAAUAUUUGAGAUUCCUCAAAAGCUGAUAAUUAAUAUAGAAAGAAAGAGAUUAUCUCCCCUCACCCCCACCAUUAGUAUUCCAGCCAGUCCAUACCUCUCCCAGUGGAUAGGUACCACUAUAGGAAUCCAAAGAAUCAUGGAGUGCCAUAGUUGGAAUAGAUCUUAAAGGGUGACUGGUAAGAACUUCUCUUUGAAAUUGUCCAUGGGAGGCUGGGCACCUGUAGCUCAAGUGGCGAGGGAGCCAGCCACAUACCCUAGAGCUGGCGGGUUCGAAUCCAUCCUGGGCCUGCCAAACAAUGACAAUGACACCAAAAAAUAGUUGGGCGCUGUGGUGGGUGCCUAUAGUCCCAGCUAUUGGGAGGCUGAGGCAAGAGAAUCACUUAAGCCCAAGAGUUUGAGGUUGUUGUGAGCUGUGACACUACAGCACUCUACUGAGGGCGACAUAGUGAGACUCUGUCUCAAAAAAAAAAGAAACGAAAAAAGAAAUUGUCCACUGGAAACUGAAAGCUCCUUACAUAAAACUGUGUCCCAGGUGCUCACCCCUGUUACAAUACUAUUACAUACCAUGCUCACUUUCAAUUUAGCAAACAUAUCUGGCCUCAAGGGCAACCUCUCAAUCUUACCUGAAAUGUUAACAAAAAUACAGUUUCCUUUGGUUUUACUUCAGAAAGAAAUCUCUGUUUAAACUGCAGACACAUUCAUAUCAGGAACAGAAAAGUGUUGGCAGUAUUCCAGUUGGGCAGGAAUUGAAUUCUUGAGUCAGCAGGUCUCUGGUGAGUGUUUGCUUUGCAGAUCAGACAUUUAAGUUCAUCAUUACUCGAAACAGGAUUGGGAGAGGCUGUUACCUGAAAAAUAUUAUCCUAGAGAUUUUCUAAAGGUGAGAUUCUUUUCUCUCUGUGUUCUUAUUCCAAUGUCCACUGCUCUUCAUCUCUUUAUGAGUAAUAAUUAGAAACUUAACUCCUUGGA